Homarus americanus (American lobster) is the source of this 1668-nucleotide messenger RNA. RefSeq lists its product as uncharacterized. Gene Ontology annotation, biological process: spermatogenesis; meiosis I; male meiosis chromosome separation. The record is from RefSeq and is a predicted model, not a curated record. The transcript has 11 exons. Lineage: Eukaryota; Metazoa; Arthropoda; Malacostraca; Decapoda; Nephropidae. Bases 16 to 1368 code for a protein of 450 amino acids.
GGCGUGGGGGUGGGCAUGCUGGGUCCGCCCUUCUCUCGCCUGUUGCGGCUGUCGCCCGUGAGGAACAACUUGACGGGCGUGUUGUCGUCUCUAGGCCGCCUGCAGGAGGACCUCGUUCCCGGCCAGAGGGGCACGGAGAUGAACAUACCAGUGAGUGAAGCCCUGGACGCUGUGGUGGCCGAUGCUGCCUCCUUCACCCCCGCCUCACACCAGCCCCUACAGCUGGUCGUGAUCACCUGGAGUCCGGUGCACCUACUGACGGAGACCUUCAGGCUGGUGCUCAAUCACGCCCACGCCCGCUACCUGAGUGCUGUUCACGUGGCUGGCGUGAAGAGCUUGCUGCGGCGAGGUACUCUACUACAGGAGGAGGAGGAGGACACCUUUCCCGCCGGCGACGCUGCUGGGGGAGUGUGGGUCACGGCCGCCACCUACCCGCCUGAUCCCUACACCUUUACUGGGCUCUUUAAAUCGUGGCUCAGCGAGACGAAGGGUAAAGAUCCCCAUAUCCACGUGAAGUUUCCUGCAGAAGGCGACGACAAGAAUCCAUUCACCUUGUUGUUUGACGUAGAGGAGUUGAUGGUAGACCCCGUAUGCCUGCCCAGCACCAUCGCCUCUCGACUCUCACUCCACCACAACCUACUACGCACCGUCUCCACCACACAAGGCAACACGAUACCGGUAGUGGAGCUGGAGGUGAUGAGGCGAGUGAAGUGCCCCAGUCUGGCCACCACGAUCUUCGGCCAGUCCUUCUACCUCGUCCCUACUGGCGCCACCUCCCUCUCCUUCACCGAUAUAUGGGAGAACAAACAGUGUGUGGCGGCCAUCUCAGAGCAGCUAGCAGCGUGGGAUGAAGGACUGUUAGCCAGGGCGACGGGUGCUCCUGGUGCCCUCACGCCCCUGGUGGCCAUCCUCGCUGCCCCGCACUGCUCAGCACUGUCGCUGGUCCACGUGUCACCGGCGGAGUUGUUGCUGGCGGAGCGUCAUCUGGACACCCACCAUCAGGAGGUCCCCGAUAAGGUGAGAAGGGAGAUGGAACAGAGGUUGGAGUCACUUGACGUGUCAGACCUGAGGCUGGUAGAUAUGGCCACGAACCUUAUCCCAGUACUUAUCCAACAUUUCACCAAAAGCCCCAGGGGAGGCGGACGAGUGGCUCAGCAAAACACCACCAUCGCUCAUGUGCCUCAUCAAGAACCGACGAGGAACGCCCGCCCACUACCCCAACAUCCAGCAUUUAUGGACGACGAUUUUCAGCCUGACUCCCACCCAAUGGGUCGUGGCCAGAAGACAGGCGGACGUCGAAGUCGAAGUAACCAAGGUCGACGGUUUUUGAGGGCCCACAAGAUCAACACUUCGGGGAACUAUUAUUAGCUCAGUUUAUUUGUACGUAAUUGCUUUUGUUGUGAAAUAUUCCAUUAUUACGUCAUAUGCUUCGUAUUUUCACCCUUUUUUCACUCUUCAGAUACUUUUGAUUUAUUAAUACAAAAAUUUAAACCAGUGUAAAAAGUAAUUGUCUUUAUACAAUUUUUCUUUGUUGAAUUUAAUCAUGAAGACCGUAGCUUUUGUAAACUAGUUUGUGGCUGUAGACGAAGGCGUACAGUAAUUUCUUUUUAUUUACAACGGAAGAGUAAACGUGUAUUCGUAUUUUGAUUACAGUUGCUGGUCUAUUUA